CAAAAAUUGUUUGUAAAGAAUUAUGAGUAAGAAGUCGCUUAAAAGACAAGAUGAGCACGCAAAAGAUACAGAUUCUGAGGAAGAAGAUGAGGAGGACUUACAGGCAGCAAUUAGGGAAAUGGUCAAGACCCCUGACAUAGAUAUAAGUCCAAGUAUAAGUGGACGGCUUUCUCAGGGUGUAAUCGAAGAAGAGUGGACACGAAAUGUGCUUCGAACAAAUCAAUCUGAGCGUGGAUCGCAAACGGGCGAUGGAAAAGAUACAACUUCAAGCACAAAGCUAAAAAAGAUAGAAAGCGACGAUAGUUGGCAAGCAAUUCUCAGUAAAAGGUUUGCUUGGACAAAUAGCAACAGAACUGAUGCCAAAGCUGAUCCAUUGGAAGAAAGCCAACAUAAACCGAAUACCAAGGAAUCCGUAAAGGAUUUCACGGAAACUACAAAAAAUGCAAACAAACCUUCUACAGACACCUCUAACGAAUGUCUAAUACGAACAGAAUACUAUGAGAAUUCUAAAAUAAAAGGCAAAGCAGCCAAAUCAAAUAAAAAUAAGUUAAGUGAUGAGGAAUCGGGCGAGGAAUCCCCGGAGUUUCUUGAUAAGUUGAGAAGAAUUGAGGAGGCCUCGAAGCCCAAAACUUGGAAGAGACCAACACCAAUAGUCACAUGGCCAAAUCAGAAUAGUUCCGCCACCAAAAAGCCUGAAAAUGCGGUGGAGACCAAGCCACAAACAGAUACUGAAGCAGCGCAUGGGUAUAUAAAUAUCUUGAAGAUACCAUUCCAUCGUAGCUUAUAUUAUGCUCCAGAAGAUCCAUCUAGUCCAGAUAAGGGUGCAGCAACAUCAGAUUCUCAACCAGAAACUGUCGAUGGCUCCGCAGUGGAUUCUGCGCAAAAGGAUGACAAAAUGUCGCCUGAAAAUGUUGAAAAUUUGGAGGAAAGCAGAAGUGGUAAGUCCGAUUCGCAAAGGACUGUCACAAUCACAGGACACUCGCACAUAACCGCCAAGUGGGAUGCCCACUGCCAUUUCAAGGAUAAGGAAACUGGAGUGGACAAGGACGCUAGGCGGGUGUUGAUAAUCGCCUGUUUCCUAUGCGGGCUCUUCCUGAUACUCGAAGUUGUUGGAGGCGUCUUAUCCAAUAGCCUGGCCAUUGCCACGGAUGCUGCUCACUUGCUAACGGAUCUGGCCUCAUUUCUUAUUUCAAUUUCUGCACUGCAUUUGGCUGGCAGACCCUCAUCGGAGCGCCUCAACUUCGGAUGGCAUCGUGCUGAAGUCAUCGGGGCCAUGGUAUCCGUAUUCUUCAUCUGGAUAGUCACAGGCAUCCUUGUGUACAUGGCUAUAAUGCGUUGGGUUAACGAGGAUUUCGAACUGGACGCCAUAAUAAUGCUGAUCACAUCGGCUCUGGCCAUAUUAUUCAAUGUGAUAAUGGCCCUUCAGUUGCAACACGGCCACUCGCACUCCCUUCCAGGACAAAAGGUGAGGAGGCCAAAGGACACGGGUUCGCCGCAAGGAAAUAAGAUGAUCUCUGGGUUCCAGGACAAUCGCCUACUGUUGGGAAAGUCCGUUUCCACCCAGUACGCGGCGAAGGGACAUGAAAACAUCAAUGUGCGAGCUGCCAUCAUUCACGUGGUUGGGGAUAUCAUCCAGAGUUUUGGCGUUUUCGUGGCCGCCCUGAUAAUAUACUUUAGGCCGGAAUGGGCCUUCAUGGACUCGGUUUGCACGUUUGUCUUUUCGGUGCUGGUUCUUGUGGUUACGUUCAAAAUCUUAAGGGACGUCCUCAUGGUCCUGAUGGAGGCCACGCCGGAUUACAUGGACUACGAGGAGGUGAAACGCACCUUUCUCUCUAUUCCGGGUGUGGAGCACGUCCAUAACCUGAGGAUAUGGGCCCUGUCCAUCAAUAAGGUGGCUUUAUCCGCCCACUUGGCCAUUUCCAAGGAAGCCGAUCCCCAGCUGAUCCUCGAGGAGGCCACCGCACUGAUCCACAAGCGAUUCAAAUUCUUCGAGACAACCAUACAAAUCGAGGAGUAUUCGCCGGAUAUGGAGAACUGCGGACAAUGCUUAAGUCCUUUGGACAAAAAUGCCAAACGCAAGUUCUCGGACCCGGAAAAGGGCGAUGGCAGGGCUGGGCGCAAAAGCGGAUCGGAUCUGCAGCGAAAUAGCAAAGCCUCGGGUUCUGAAUGAAUCUUAUAACUUGUUCAUGUUGCUUACUAUUUGUCAAUGUACUCAAUAAAUA
This is a messenger RNA of Drosophila erecta, 2222 nucleotides long. It is a transcript of the gene ZnT33D, whose product is annotated as zinc transporter 8. Bases 23 to 2170 code for a protein of 715 amino acids. The record is from RefSeq and is a predicted model, not a curated record. Gene Ontology annotation, biological process: zinc ion transmembrane transport; response to zinc ion. NCBI's taxonomy places the organism in Eukaryota, Metazoa, Arthropoda, Insecta, Diptera, Drosophilidae. The transcript is spliced from 2 exons. Gene Ontology annotation, cellular component: plasma membrane. Gene Ontology annotation, molecular function: zinc ion transmembrane transporter activity.